CAUAAUGCAAAAAAAUCUGCUAUCCUUAAACUGGCAACACUGACACUUAUCUGUCAAAGAAAAGUGACAUGCGGUUUACGGAUUUCAGUAUGAACGAUUUUAUUUUUCAAACUAUUUGUUUCUAAAACAUAAAAAUUUCAUGUGUAAUGUCGUUAUUCGAUAACGCUGUUUUUAAUUCCACCUUGUACGAGGCUCUGUAUCUUCAAAUCGGGGAUACUUUGUCGUUCGCAAGGGAUUUCUUUGAUUCGUGUCUAACGUCGUUACCUAUUGAAAGUUUUCCGAAAUCAAUCGUUAAUUUCACUGAAUUAUCUUUCUACGACGAGCUAGCGGAGGUAUUAUACUUCAACGAGUUCCAAUUCCUGUUGUUGAAGACAUUUUUCUUGAUUCUUUUGUUUACGUUGUUAUUGAUUUUCAUUUCGUGGCGAGUGUACGGUAAACGUAUAUCUGAGCGGUUUAUGAAACCGGCCACAUCGGCAACAAUAGAACAGCUAAAAGAAAGUGUAUCAAAACUAAAACUACCCAAGGAACACACACCAAGAAUCUAAUUUAAUCUAAGCAAAAUGACGGAUAGAAUAAAAAAGUUUUUUCAAAAAAAGAAGACGGAUGCCAGAUUCAAAAUGGCAGGACCUGGCCACAAACUGAGUGAGUCCACUCUUAGCAGCCAGAGUUCCAAUGUCCAAUGUUCGAAAAAGGAGGUUCCAAUGAAAAGGUCUGGUUUGUCGGAAGAGAGUAAGGUUGCCGCUGAAGCUGCUUUGUCUAGGCUUCAGCAGAAAAGGGAGAAUCCAUCCUUUAAUACUUCAUUGGCUGCUAUACAGGCCCAAGUAAAAAAAGAACUAGAGAAUGAGCGAGCCAAUCAGAUGUCAGAGGCAUCUGCCUCUAAGUCAAUGACUACACCAUCUGAAAUUCAUAAGAGAGAGAUAGAAGAUGUGCCUAGGAACUAUGCAGCCAGUGGCGUUUAUUUCAAAUGUCCACUGAUAAGUAAUGAUAUACUUCCCCGGGACGAAUGGAAGAAGAACAUCAAAACGUUCCUGUACGAACAGCUGGAGGAGGAGAGAGGUCUCACUGCCUGUCUCAUCAUACAGUCCUGUAAUAAUAAUAGGGAAAAGGUUGACACAUGCGUGGAGACAUUGUGCAAGUACUUAGAGAAUAUAAUAACGCAACCUGAAGAGGAGAAAUUUCAGAAAAUUAGGAUGAGUAACAGGCCACAACUGUGCGCUUCUCUCGCAGCUUUCUACCCCGCACAGCGAAUCUGGAGAAUGAUCUGUCGUCAGCAGUUUUUCCGAACCGAUACGACCUUUAAACCUUUAAGAAAAGAGCGUAGAGUAUUUGCAGAACGAGUCCAACCUAUAGAAGGUUCGAUGGAGCUGCUACUGGCAGCAGGUUUCAUACAACAGAAGGUUCCAAAUGCAGACGGGAUGGAAGAGGAUUUCCUCGUCUUCCAGAAGGAGAAUGUGCCCUCUGUUGAGAGUUUAGUGACCCUAAUAGACGGUCUAAGAACAGCAGAGCCGAUACAACUAGAACUAGACAGGAACCUCCAAGUGUUGCUGCCGUCGCAGGCCGCUAACAAGGUGCAGCUGCCACCUUCGUUCUAUGCACUGUCGCCUGAGGAAAUUAAGAGGGAACAGCAGUUGAGACAAGAAGCUAUAGAAAGGAGUCAAAUGCUCAGAACUAAAGCUAUGCGAGAGAAGGACGAAAUUAGGGAAAUGCGUAAAUACAAGUUCGCCAUCAUAAGGGUACGCUUCCCAGAUGGAAUACUGUUACAGGGAACAUUUUCAGUUUACGAACGCUACAAUGAUAUACACGAAUUCGUCCGAGAAAAUCUCGAACAUGACCUUCCAUUCGUGCUAAGCAUGCCAACAGGUCAUAAGGUGACGUUAGAAGAAGAUGCGAAUAAGACCCUUAUUGACCUACGAUUAGUACCGGCGACAAUACUCACAUUCGCUUGGCACUCGUCUGUUGCUGAACAAAUUCAUAAUAGUCCGAAUAAAGACGUGUUUUUGAAGCCCGAAGUCAUGGUUUUGGUGCAAGAAGUGUAAGGUAUAUUGUUGUUGAUGCAUUGCGUUUAGGGUUAGUGCAAAAUGGGCCUUAUGUUAUACACGUUAUGGUAUAGUUU
This is a messenger RNA of Spodoptera littoralis (African cotton leafworm), 2113 nucleotides long. The record is from the annotation of a GenBank genome assembly. Lineage: Eukaryota; Metazoa; Arthropoda; Insecta; Lepidoptera; Noctuidae.